This is a messenger RNA of Salvelinus fontinalis (brook trout), 606 nucleotides long. Its product is annotated as dnaJ homolog subfamily C member 24-like. Lineage: Eukaryota; Metazoa; Chordata; Actinopteri; Salmoniformes; Salmonidae. The record is from RefSeq and is a predicted model, not a curated record. Gene Ontology annotation, molecular function: ferrous iron binding; ATPase activator activity. The transcript is spliced from 6 exons. Gene Ontology annotation, biological process: positive regulation of ATP-dependent activity. The coding region runs from base 1 to 606 and encodes 201 amino acids.
AUGGGAAAGGAAGAGGAGGAACCGAACAGGCCUGCCUCGGGCAGGGGGGAGAAGGUGUGCUUCGACUCAUGCCAGCCUGACCCACCAGCAGCAGCGGAUGGCGUAUGGAAUCCUCGGGUAGAUGGAGGAGGGCCCAAGACCUUGUUUCCUUUGUAUCACCCAGACAAGCAGGGCCCAGAUGUGUCAGUGACUGAAGCAGAGGAGCACUUACACAGGUUCAUUGAGGUCAACCAGGCUUGGAAGGUCCUGAGCAACAAGGAAACAAAGAGAGUGUAUGAUCUGCAGUUAUGUGCCGGUGAACUGAAUCAAAGUUGGCCAGUCGAUGCCCGUGUCAGUCUGGACGACAUGACUUCCGAUGACGAUAACGAGGUGUAUGCCUGUGGCUGUCGCUGUGGAGGGGAAUUCUCCAUUGGAAGAGAGGCAGCGGAUGAAAAGGCCAUUGUGUGCCGUGACACCUGUUCACUCAGCAUAAGAAAAAGUUGUGUGACCGUGCUUCUUGCUCCACCACAGGGUGACCCCAGAUUGUGGGAAACGGGCCCGUCCAUCCCCUCGCUGAGCGGACACAAUAUCGACCCGCCGUCCCCCCAAAUGACCAGCAGGGAGUGA